Argentina anserina (silverweed cinquefoil) is the source of this 1055-nucleotide messenger RNA. RefSeq names its product zinc finger protein GIS2-like. Gene Ontology annotation, molecular function: nucleic acid binding; zinc ion binding. The record is from RefSeq and is a predicted model, not a curated record. NCBI's taxonomy places the organism in Eukaryota, Viridiplantae, Streptophyta, Magnoliopsida, Rosales, Rosaceae. The transcript is spliced from 4 exons. The coding region runs from base 224 to 934 and encodes 236 amino acids.
GCACUUAAGCGCAUCAUGGAGGAAGUAUAAAACUCUCCGCUUCGAAUCCCUAAAUCAGUUUCACUCGAGGGUUUCCCACGCAUCGUCUUCUUCAUUCUGCAUCUCCACUUUUUCUUUCUCCUACAUGAUAUGACGACCUAGGAGUGUGGUGCUUGUUCUGGAUAUAUUUUGUAGAUCAGUGUUUUAGAUAUUUCAGUGAAGCUUUUACUUGGUGUUUGCAACAAUGAGCCAAAGUCCCUCUCGAUCCAGGAGGUUCCGUAGCAGUGAACGUGCAUCUUACCGUGAUGCCCCAUAUCCUAGGGAACGGGAGCGCCGUGUGAAUAGCAGGAAUGAUUUUCUUUGCAACAAAUGUAAACGGCCAGGGCAUUUUGCCCGAGAUUGUCCAAAUAUGACUGUCUGCAACAACUGUGGACUUCCUGGCCACAUUGCUGCUGAAUGCAACUCGACCACUACGUGCUGGAACUGCAAGGAGCCUGGACAUCUUGCAAACCAAUGCUCCAAUGAUCCGGUCUGCCAUAUGUGUGGUAAGAUGGGUCACCUUGCUCGUGAUUGCUCAAACCCCUCUCUUCCAUCCCAUGAUGCAAGGCUCUGCAACAACUGCUACAAGCCGGGCCACUUUGCAGUCGCCUGCACCAAUGAGAAAGCAUGCAACAACUGCCGCCUGCCAGGUCACCUCGCCCGUGACUGCCCCAACAAGCCUGUCUGCAACAUCUGCAACAUAUCAGGCCACGUUGCCCGCCACUGCCCCAAGUCAGGCCUGGAAAACAUCGCAGCCCCUUUCCGGGACAUCAUCUGCCGUAAUUGCGGCCAGCCCGGGCAUGUCAGCCGCGAGUGCGUCUCCAUUGUCAUCUGCCGCAACUGUGGAGGAAGGGGUCACCAGGCUUACGAGUGCCCUUCGGCCUUGAUGCACGACCGCGGCCUGCGUAGGUACUGAAGUAGGGUUGGCACCUAAUCGAUUGCUAGGGUUCAAAGUCUGUAGGAUCUUUCUCCUCUGGUACUGCUACAUUGGUUUUAUAAUGAAUCUAUGCUAUCCUCGGACCCAUACUUUUGUGUCA